Molecule: messenger RNA, 2421 nt
Organism: Penicillium taxi
Lineage: Eukaryota; Fungi; Ascomycota; Eurotiomycetes; Eurotiales; Aspergillaceae
Exons: 2
Coding region: 1-2421 (806 amino acids)
Biological process (GO): DNA-templated transcription; regulation of DNA-templated transcription
Molecular function (GO): DNA binding; DNA-binding transcription factor activity, RNA polymerase II-specific; zinc ion binding
Source: RefSeq, a predicted model, not a curated record
AUGUCACAGGUGCCUGAGACUACCUCCACUCCAGCGAGUGCGGGCGCCUCGGCCUCGGGUGCCGAGAAAAAAGCGAGAUCAGGGGAUGGAGCAUCUACUUCAACGCCUAAACUCCGCAGUUGCACCGUCUGCCGGAGCCGAAAAGUCCGAUGCGAUAAAUUGUCGCCUUGUACAAAUUGUCGUCGAGCGGGCAUCCCCUGUGUCAUCCCCUCGUCAGAUCGCCCACCAAGAUGGGCUCGCCGUCUUCAACGUCCCGUCACUGGCGACGUUAUGGAAAGACUUCAUCACCUUGAGAAUCUUGUCAAGGAAUUGAAUGGCCAGCUGGAACAGGCUAAUUCUGUGAAGUCUCCCACUGCUCUCUCUUCGCAGCCUCCUAGGAGCUCCUCGCAAGACCAAAGCUCGAAGCAUAGGCUUGUAGAUUCCCAAAGUCCAGACGUUCAAAGUCAGUUUGGUAGACUAGUCAUUAAAGAGUCCAAUCAGAGUCGCUAUGUUGGUACCGGAUUUUGGUCCAAGGUCAACGACGAAAUCGAUCAAUUAAAGAUGAGUACUCGAGAAAAGUUAGUAGAGGACUCUACUUCUUCGGAAGAAGAGACAUCGAUGUCCUCUCAAAACACUCCAUCUACUUUGGAGCUUGAAAGAUCGCCUUCCGAACGACAUGCAUUCCUCUUUCGGCACAACUUGCACUCUUCUACUUCGGAUCUCCGGGAAUAUCAUCCUCUGCCUUCCCAGAUACCUUUCCUUCUUGAUGUGUUUGCAGCAAAUGUCAAUGCUUAUGCUCAAGUCAUCCAUCUUCCGACGGUCACGAAGAUGAUCCGUGAUCUUCGCGGCGAUAUGACACGACUAACCCCUGCCAACGAAGCCUUGGUCUUCUCCAUAUACUACGCCACCGUCACUUCCAUGGAAGAAGAUGAUAUAAACAUCAAUUUUGGCACGACAAAAGCCGAACUGAAUCUGAAGUAUCGUCUCGGCCUCGAACAUGCUCUUGCCAAGGCGGACUUUCUCAACAUGCCGAACUUAGUAUUGGUGCAGGCACUGACCAUAUUCCUUUUCCUCGUGCGUCGGCAUGACAGUCCCACAUUCGUCUGGAUGAUGACAGGUAUAGUGAUUCGGAUGGGUCUGGCCCUAGGCUUACAUCGCGAUGGAUCCAAUUUUGCCCAUCUGACUCCGUUCGAAAUUGAGAUGCGACGGAGAGCCUGGGCUUGCUUGGUGCUAAUAGAUACGAGAGCAUCAGAAGACCAAGGAACUGAAUUUACAAUCGCUAGUGGAAGUUACGAUACGAAAAUUCCCUCAAACAUAAACAAUGCAGAUAUCAACCCAGAGACCAAGGAUAUGCUCCCUUCUCGCGACGGCUUAACCGAUAUGACACUCUGCCGUGUCUUUUUGGAAAUAUGCAACGUUUCAAAGCGGAUGUUGAGUCAAACUUCCAAAGCGCUGAGCUUAGAGGAACAAGGUCAAUUGGUGAAUGAAAUCUACGAGAGACUCGAAACCGAGUAUAUCCGGUACUCAGCUGGCUCAGAGUCGAGCAUCGAAUAUUGGGUUGUUGUUACCUCUGGACGGAUUGUCAUGGCCAAAAUGACACUACUCGCCUACUUGCCUUUGCUCUUCUCCUCGCCAAAGGAACACCUCGCAGCAGAGAUCAGGACCAAACUGUUGAUCGCCGCGAUCGAGGUCGCCGAGUACAACCACGCGUUGAAUUCCGAGCAAUCAUGUCGUCAGUGGCGCUGGAUCUUCCAGACAUACACCCAUUGGUACUCUAUCGUUUACAUCCUCAUUGAGAUUUCGCGACGUGCCUGGUCUCCGAUUGUUGAACGGGCCUGGAUUGCUCUUCACAGCAUUUGGCUGAUCCCGCCUCAAUCCCAUGUUAAUAAGAACCUCCGCAUCUGGUUCCCUUUGCGGAAACUGAUGGCUCAGGCAAAACGCCAUCGUGAGGCGGAGCUAGCUCGUUUGAGGGGUGAUAUUAGUGCACAAGCCCAGCUCGAAGAGCAGGAUCGAAAAAUACCUCUGCCUACGAGUCCUGGACCCUUUCCAGCGGGAUCUGAUUCCGCUAGGCUUUUCCUGCAACGGUGGCGUGAGUUGGUGCAGGUAGAGCAAAGAGACAUGGGCAUCAAUAUCGACUCGGCAAAUCUUAAUUUGGAAUAUGGAGGCUCUAUCGACCAAAAUCUCUCUAAAUUGACUUUCGCAACCUUGGAUUCAGGUCUAAAGUAUGAUUUUCCGGUACAACAUGGACAAAAUGUUGACUCAACACUGGGCCUAGACAACCGGCUUUUCGACUCAAAUGUUGUCCCCUGGCUGAUGAAUGAAGAGGAAUUUGGGAAUUUAGACGUUGAGUUGGAUGUCAAUAUGGAUUUGGAUGGAAACAUUGACUGGUAUAAUUGGGUGGAGUCUGCAAAGGGUAUGGAGCUGGACCCGAGUCGGCAAUGA